Messenger RNA from Passer montanus (Eurasian tree sparrow), 5852 nucleotides. It is a transcript of the gene LAMB1, whose product is annotated as laminin subunit beta 1. The coding region runs from base 193 to 5553 and encodes 1786 amino acids. NCBI's taxonomy places the organism in Eukaryota, Metazoa, Chordata, Aves, Passeriformes, Passeridae. Gene Ontology annotation, molecular function: extracellular matrix structural constituent; integrin binding. Gene Ontology annotation, cellular component: laminin trimer. The record is from RefSeq and is a predicted model, not a curated record. Gene Ontology annotation, biological process: cell migration; basement membrane assembly; substrate adhesion-dependent cell spreading. The transcript is spliced from 33 exons.
CGCGGAUGCGGAGGGGCGGAGGAGGAGGAGGAGGAGGAGGGCCAGGGCUGGGGGCACCCGGCGGCGCGGGGCCGCGGUCGGGAGCGGCGGCGCCUGCGUGGAGCGGCCGGAGCAGCGGCGUGCGGAGGGGCAGCCGCGUCCCGUCCCGUCGUGUCCUGUCCCGUCCGGUCCCGUCCCGUCCUGCCGCCCGCCAUGGGCCGCCUCCCGCUGUACCUCUGCUGCUGCUGCCUCGCGCUGUGGCCCGCGGCGGCGCAGGAGCCCGAGUACAGCUAUGGCUGCGCCGAGGGCAGCUGCUACCCCGCCACCGGCGACCUGCUCAUCGGCCGCGCCGCCCGCCUCUCCGCCUCCUCCACCUGCGGCCUCCGCCAGCCCGAGCCCUACUGCAUCGUCAGCCACCUCCAGGAGGACAAAAAAUGUUUCAUAUGUGAUUCGGAGGAUCCCUUCCACGAUACUCUCAAUCCCGACAGUCAUCGCAUUGAAAAUGUUGUCACCACGUUUGAUCCCAAUCGCCUGAAGCUCUGGUGGCAGUCGGAAAAUGGUUUGGAAAACGUAACUAUCCAGCUGGACCUGGAGGCUGAGUUUCAUUUCACUCAUCUCAUUAUGACCUUCAAGACAUUCCGUCCUGCUGCAAUGUUGAUUGAAAGAUCGUCUGACUUUGGACAGACUUGGCACGUUUACAGGUAUUUUGCAUAUGACUGUGAGAGCUCAUUUCCUGGGAUUUCAACUGGACCCAUGAAGAAAGUGGAUGAUAUAAUCUGUGAUUCCCGAUACUCUGACAUUGAACCUUCAACAGAGGGAGAGGUGAUAUAUCGUGUUCUAGAUCCUGCUUUUCGAAUUGAAGAUCCAUACAGUCCAAGGAUUCAGAACCUAUUGAAGAUCACAAAUCUGAGAGUCAAAUUUGUCAAGCUGCACACGCUGGGAGAUAACCUGUUGGACUCCAGGAUGGAGAUCCGAGAGAAGUACUACUAUGCCAUCUACGACAUGGUGGUCCGCGGGAACUGCUUCUGCUACGGGCACGCCAGCGAGUGCGCGCCCGUGGAGGGCUUGGACGAGGAGGUGGAAGGAAUGGUUCAUGGUCACUGCAUGUGCAGACAUAAUACCAAAGGAUUAAACUGUGAGCAGUGUUUGGAUUUCUACCAUGACUUACCCUGGCGCCCCGCUGAAGGUCGCAACAGUAACGCAUGCAAAAAGUGCAACUGCAAUGGCCACUCCAGCCAGUGCCACUUCGACAUGGCCGUGUACAUGACGACGGGGAACACCAGCGGGGGAGUGUGUGACGAGUGCCAGCACAACACCAUGGGACGCAACUGCGAGCAGUGCAAGCCCUUCUACUUCCAGCACCCGGAGAGGGACCUGCGGGACCCCGACGUCUGUGAGCCUUGCAACUGUGACCCAGCUGGCUCCCAGAAUGGUGGGAUCUGCGACCGCUACACUGAUUUCUCCACCGGCCUCAUUGCUGGACAGUGCCGUUGUAAAUUAUUUGUCGAGGGGGAGCGUUGUGACCUCUGCAAAGAAGGUUUCUAUGGCCUGAGUGCUGAUGACCCAGCGGGCUGUCAGUCUUGUGCGUGUAAUCCUCUGGGUACCCACCCUGGGGGCAAUCCUUGUGAUUCGGAGACAGGAAACUGCUAUUGUAAGCGUCUGGUGACAGGAAAGCAGUGCAAUCAAUGUCUGCCCGAGCACUGGGGCCUGAGCAAUGACAUGGACGGGUGUCGGCCCUGCGACUGCGACCAGGGGGGAGCGCUGAACAACAACUGCUCGAGUGAAUCUGGCCAGUGUGAAUGCCGGCCCCACAUGUUUGGACGUCAGUGCAACCAGGUGGAGCCUGGCUAUUACUUCAUUUCACUUGAUCAUUACAUCUACGAGGCAGAGGAAGCCAACUUGGGUCCUGGAGUGAGCAUAAUAGAGCGCCAGUACACGCCAGACCGCACACCGUCGUGGACAGGCAUAGGAUUUGUGAGGGUCCCUGAGGGGGCCUACCUGGAGUUCCACAUUGACAACAUCCCCUACUCCAUGGAGUAUGAUGUUCUGAUCCGCUACGAGCCGCAGUUGCCUGAUCAGUGGGAAAAAGCUGUGAUCAGUGUCUCACGCCCAGGCAAGAUUCCCACAGGUAGUCGGUGUGGCAACACAGUUCCUGAUGACGAUAAUCAAGUGGUUUCACUGUCACCUGGAUCCAGAUACGUUGUUCUCCCGCGGCCCGUGUGCUUCGAGAAGGGGCUGAAUUACACCAUCCGCCUGGAGCUGGCCCAGUACUCCUCAGUGGAUACAGAGACUGAGAACCCGUACACACUCAUUGACUCUCUUGUUCUCAUGCCAUACUGCAAAUCGCUGGACAUAUUCACAGUGGGAGGCUCAGGCGAAGACGUGGUCACGAACAGCGCUUGGGAAACUUUCCAAAGAUACCGGUGUUUGGAAAACAGCAGGAGUGUUGUGAAAACUCCCAUGACAGAUGUCUGCAAGAACAUAAUAUUCAGCAUUUCUGCUCUACUGCAUGAGACUGCAUUAUCAUGCCAGUGUGACCCGCAGGGCUCCCUGAGUUCAGUGUGUGACCCCAAUGGAGGACAGUGCCAGUGUCGUCCCAACGUUGUUGGAAGACAAUGCGACAGAUGCGCCCCUGGCACCUUUGGCUUUGGGCCAAGUGGAUGCCGACCGUGCGAGUGCCAUGUCCGAGGCUCUUACAACGCCUUCUGUGACGUGGAGACGGGCCAGUGCCACUGCUUCCCUGGGGUGUACGGGCGGCAGUGCGACCGCUGCCUGCCCAGCUUCUGGGGCUUCCCCAGCUGCCAGCCCUGCCACUGCAAUGGCCAUGCUGACGACUGCAACCCCUACACCGGGGAGUGCCUGAGCUGCCGGGACCACACAGCUGGACACAACUGUGAGAGGUGCCAGGCUGGCUACUAUGGAGACCCCAUCCUGGGAUCAGGUGACCACUGCCGCCCCUGCCCUUGCCCUGACGGCCCCGAGAGUGGACGCCAGUUUGCCAGUGGCUGUUACCAGGAUCCAGUCACACUGCAAGUCGUGUGUGUCUGUAGCGUGGGAUACAUAGGCAGUCGAUGUGAUGAAUGUGCGUCUGGCUUCUUUGGGAGCCCCGAUGAGGUCGGUGGCGCCUGCCAGCCGUGCCAGUGCAACAACAACAUCGACACCACUGACCCAGAGGCCUGCGACAAGAGGAGCGGAGCGUGCAUGAAGUGCCUCUAUCAUACCGAGGGUGAAAACUGCCACCUCUGCAGAGAGGGCUACUACGGGAGUGCCCUGCAGCAGGACUGCAGAAAGUGCGUGUGCAACUACCUGGGCACUGUCCGGGAGGACUGCGAGGACUCGGAGAGCUGCCGCUGCGAGGCGGCCACGGGGCAGUGCCGCUGCCUGCCGAACGUGGUGGGGCAGACGUGCGACCGCUGUGCCCCCCACACAUGGCGGCUGGCCAGCGGCACCGGCUGCGAGCACUGCGACUGCGACCCCGCGCGCUCCCUGGGCCCCGCCUGCAACGAGUUCACAGGGCAGUGCCACUGCAUGCCGGGUUUCGGAGGCCGGACCUGCCGGGAGUGCCAGGAGCUCUUCUGGGGUGACCCAGGCGUGGAGUGCUUAGCAUGUGACUGCAACCCUCGUGGCAUCCAGACCCCUCAGUGUGACCGUGCCACUGGGCAGUGCAUCUGCAAUGAAGGCGUGGAAGGGCUGCACUGCGACAAGUGCUCCCGGGGCUACUCAGGCUUCUUCCCUGACUGCGUGCCCUGCCACCAGUGCUUUGCCCUCUGGGAUGUGAUCAUCAGUGAGCUGGCUAAUAGGACCCAGCAGUUCUUGGACAGGGCCAAUACCCUCAAAAUCACUGGAGUCACUGGUCCGUACCAGCAGACGCUCAACACACUGGAGGAGAAGCUCACUGAAAUUAAAACCAUCAUCGCUCAAAAUCCAGCAGCAGAGCCCCUGAAGAACAUUGGCAAUCUCUUUGAGGAAGCAGAAAAGCUGACAGCAGAUGUUACAGUUAAGAUAGCUGACAUAGAAGAAAACCUAUCAGCCUUAUCAGCGAAGAGCAAUAGCACAGACACAGAUCUGAGUGCACUGGAGACAGAUGCCAAAAGUCUCGACCGCGUCGUGAAAGAACUUGCAGAGCAGCUAGAGUUCAUCAAGAUCUCUGAUGUUCGGGGAGCCUUGGACAGUAUCACCAAGUACUUCCAGAUGUCCCUGGAGGCAGAGGAGAGGGUCAAUGCCUCCACUGUUCAUCCCGACAGCGCCGUGGAGCUGUCAGCGCGAACGCGGCAGGAAGUGGAAGACUUAAUCAAUGAGAAGGAGGCCCAGUUCAAGGCUAAACAAGAGGAGCAGUCACGCCUUCUGGAUGAACUCGCUGGAAAGCUGCAGAGCCUGGAUCUCUCUGAGGUGGCUGAGAAGACGUGUGGCACUGCUCCGGGAGCCUCCUGUGCCGAGUCCGAGUGCGGGGGGCUGAGCUGUCGGACAGACGAGGGCAAGAGGAAGUGUGGAGGCCCCGGCUGCGACGGGCUGGUGACCGUAGCUCACAAUGCCUGGCAGAAGGCUAUGGAUUUUGACAGAGACAUCCUCAGUGCGUUAGCAGAAGUUGAGCAACUCUCCAGAAUGGUUUCUGAGGCAAAACAGAGAGCAGAUGAAGCAAAACAAAACGCACAAGCAGUUUUGCUUAAAACCAAUGCUACAAAAGAACAAGUGGACAGAAGCAAUGAAGAUCUGAGAAAUCUUAUUAAACAGAUUAGAGACUUCCUAAUGCAAGACAGUGCUGACCUGGAUAGCAUUGAGGCAGUGGCUAAUGAAGUGCUGAACAUGGAGAUGCCAAGCACUCCCCAGCAGCUGCAGGCCCUGACAGAAGAUAUUCGUGAGCGUGUAGAAAGCCUUUCUGAUGUUGAGGUCAUUCUGCAGCAGAGCGCUGGAGACAUUGCCAGAGCAGAAAUGCUACUGGAGGAAGCUAAAAGAGCGAGCAAAGGUGCAACAGAUGUUAAAGUCACUGCAGACAUGGUGAAAGCAGCACUGGAAGAAGCUGAAAAGGCUCAAAAUGCAGCUGAAAAAGCCAUCAAACAAGCUGAUGAAGAUAUUAAAGGAACUCAAGACUUGCUGACUUCGAUUGAAUCUGAAAAUGCAGCAUCUGCAGAAACGCUGAACAAUGCUACCUUACGUCUGUUUGAGCUAGAGAAGAGUGUUGAAGACCUUAGGCAAAAGGCUGCUACAAAUUCAGGGAAUGUAGGAGAUAUAGAAGACAAAAUUAUUAGUGCAAAACAAAAUGCUGAAGAAGUUCAAAAGGUGCUCAACAACGAGCUGAGUGGCAAGUACAGAACUGUGGAAGAGCUCAUUGCAAGGAAGACUGAGGAGUCGGCCGAGGCCAGGAGGAAAGCAGGCGUGUUGCAAGAUGAAGCUAAAGCUUUGUUGGCUCAAGCAAACAGCAAACUCCAGCUGCUCAAAGAUUUGGAAAAUACAUAUGAAAACAAUCAAAAAGUUCUGGAAGACAAAGCCAAGCAGUUGGUGGAGCUGGAAGAGACAGUUCGCUCCCUCUUACAGACAAUCAGCCAGAAGGUUGCUGUUUAUAGCACUUGCUUAUAAACAGGAGUGGGAAGUGCUUGUGUUCAGGGUGGGUUUUACAAGUAUUAUACUAGUUCUUUUUGACAUUACACUAAGACCUGAUAAGGUGAACAGGUUUUAUAUUGACUUUAAAGCCACAGAACCAAAGAAAAGUAACUUUUUUGAUGUUGAAAAUAAACAGUACUUUUGUAUCACUGUAUGUACCUAGUAUGACUCAUUAAGUUCCUGCCUAUUUUCAGUAGCUGCAAUGGUACAUCAAUUAAUCCUUUAGCAAGUCUUGUUCUUACACUGGUUAGACAUCUAAUAAAAUCUUGGCUUGA